AUGGCGCUUUUAUCGUUGGGUCUGGCACCCACACUCGCUGUGUUGGGUGGUUUAAUCGGCCUCUAUAUCCUGCGCGUAAUUUACUUGACUUACACAAACCCAAUUGCCCGGAUCCCUGGUCCUGAGAUCACCAAAUGGACAAGCUGGUAUGCCCAAUAUCAACUCAUCAAGGGAACCAGGCCACGCUGGAUCCAGAACUUACACCAAAUCUAUGGCCCCGUCGUCCGCAUCGGUCCCAAUGAGCUCGACUUUUCCGACGUCAGCGCGGCACGAGAGAUCCACAAAGUCGGCGCUGGCUAUUUGAAGUCCAACUGGUAUCGCAAACUUGGGUAUCAAGGUUCCGAGACACUGUUCAGCACGACAAAUCCGCGAUUUCAUGCUGAGCGUCGUCGACUGUUGUCGGGCCCAAUCUCCGAGCAGAAUUUGCUCAAGAUGGAGCCUAUUAUCAACCAGCGUAUCUAUAUGACCAUUGCCAGGAUCGAAGAGGAGAUUGAAAAGACUGGUGCGGCGGAUAUUUUCAAGUGGUGGACAUUUAUGGCCACAGAUGUUAUUGGAGAGUUGUCGUUUGGUGAAUCAUUCCGUAUGUUGGAGCUUGGAAAGAAAACGCAAUACAUUACGGAUCUCCAAAAUGUCUCCCGCUUGAUGGCUCUGCGAUCAAUCUUCCCCUUCAUCGAAGUUGUUGUCAGGUUUCUCCCAUUGCCAGUCUUCAAAAAGGCCACCGAAGCUGGCGCUCGUAUCCGCAACUACGCCGAUCAGUCCAUCAAACGCUACAAAGGCAUCAUUGAUCUCAAUCCCAUCGAUCCCAAACCAACGCUCUUCACGAAACUCUACAAUCCUGGUCGAGAUGGCAAGGAAGGCUUGACAGAUCAAGAAAUCGUCCGCGAAGCCGUUGGCUACAUUGCAGCUGGAAGCGACACAACUGCCGUGACACUUACGUACCUCAUCUUCGGCGUCUGCAUCAACCCUGAGGUCCAGAAGAAGUUGGUGGCCGAAGUAGCUGGCUUGCCAGAUAACUUGCAGCAUAAGGAUGUGCAGGAUUUGCCUUAUUUGAAUGCUGUUUUGAACGAGACUCUGCGCUUAUAUCCUGCAACUCCGUCGCCGUUGCCGCGUGUGGUUCCUGACCAAGGCGCUGAGUUGUCCGGUCAUAAUAUUCCGGGGGGUACUAUCGUUUCGAGUCAGGCUUAUAGCUUGCACAGGAAUGAAUAUGCGUUCCCAAACCCAGAGAAAUUCCAACCUGAGCGCUGGUUUAACCCAAAUCGUGAAAUGAAAGAUGCCUUCCUGCCAUUCGGCGGUGGAUCUCGUGUAUGCAUUGGCAUGCAUCUCGCCAAAAUCGAAAUCCGCAUGGGAGCUGCCCUCUUUUUCAAGAAGUUCCCCAAUGCCCACAUGUCGACUCGCGACGGCAUGACCUUGGAAGAAAUGAAUCCGUUGAUGUAUUUUAUGGCCACUCCGCGGGGAAUGCGUUGUCUGGUUGAGGGUCAUUAA
This is a messenger RNA of Talaromyces amestolkiae, 1482 nucleotides long. RefSeq lists its product as uncharacterized. Gene Ontology annotation, molecular function: heme binding; iron ion binding; oxidoreductase activity, acting on paired donors, with incorporation or reduction of molecular oxygen. The record is from RefSeq and is a predicted model, not a curated record. The transcript has 6 exons. The coding region runs from base 1 to 1482 and encodes 493 amino acids. NCBI's taxonomy places the organism in Eukaryota, Fungi, Ascomycota, Eurotiomycetes, Eurotiales, Trichocomaceae.